Exophiala bonariae is the source of this 1299-nucleotide messenger RNA. RefSeq lists its product as uncharacterized. Lineage: Eukaryota; Fungi; Ascomycota; Eurotiomycetes; Chaetothyriales; Herpotrichiellaceae. Bases 1 to 1299 code for a protein of 432 amino acids. Gene Ontology annotation, molecular function: monooxygenase activity; FAD binding. The transcript is spliced from 4 exons. The record is from RefSeq and is a predicted model, not a curated record.
AUGAUGAGAAACAUUCGAAUACUUAGUAUGCCGGAAGUCAAAGUACUGAUCAUCGGCUGCGGUGUGGCUGGGCCUGUCCUAGCACAUUUCCUGAAACGCAAAGGCUACACGCCGAUUGUAUUCGAGAAAGUCACCAAGUUAGGAGAUGCAGGCGCCUCACUAAUGUUGAUGCCGAACGGACUCAAAGUUCUCGGUCUAGCCGGCAUCCUCCCCGAGAUUCAACGAGAUUCAAUUGAUCUCCAAGCUUUUGUGGACAAGACUGCGAACGACGAGGUUUUAGGCACUUCCAGUAUCCCAACUACGUUCAAGCAGAAGUAUGGUACGCCAGGACUUGGCGUCAAGCGUACCGAGCUGAAUUUAAAAUUGAAGAGCCUGGUCGAAGAACUCGGUGUCGAUGUCAGGGAGGGUUGGGAGCUGGAUGAUGUCGAGGAGACGGAUGAUUCGGUUACUGCGCACUUCAAAGGGAGAGAAUCUGUGACCGGUUCAUUCUUGAUUGGCUGUGAUGGUAUCAAGGCUGCUUCAAGGAGAGUGCUAUUGGGAAAGACUGGUCUCGAAGAAGGAUUGCCCGAAUUCACAGGCUUGACUCAGACGGCUGGUCUGUCACCAACUCCAGUGGCCCUUGGAGCCCUUCCAGCGAUGCGGAACUGGUACGGCGAAGGCGUGCACGUGAUAUCAUACCCAGUUUCCCCGACCGUUGCCUCAUGGGCCAUCACAUUGCCUGAAGGAUCUGGUCAAGAAGCUGCGUGGGGGCUGUGUACAGCAGAAGAGAUCGAAGAACGCAAACGGACGUUGUCCGAGCACGUCAAGUCAUGGAGUGACGGCGUCCCUUAUGAACUGAUAACCUCAGCUACUAGGAUCAUCAAGUUCGGCAUUUAUGAUCGUGAAGAGAUGAAGCCAGAACAGUGGCACUCGAGACGAUGUGUCCUUGUUGGCGACGCUGCUCACCCAACGAGCCCACACUUGGGCCAAGGAGCGAACCAGGCCCUGGAAGAUUGCUAUACCCUUUCGAAUGCACUCCCAAGCCUUGAUGCCACGGACACAGAUUACGAAGGCAAAAUCGCGACACUUGGAGCUCCUCUCACUGAAAUAUUCCAACGAUUCGCUGAGAAGCGACAACCACGAACCGCAGCUUUGGUCAAAGGUGCUCGUGCACAGGGAAAUCAACGGGUUGUUACCACGGGGCCAGAAGAUUGUCGGAGGAGAGAUGAACAAAUCAAGGCUGUGUGGGCAGAUAGCGAGGCCAUUCGUCGUAAAUACGAUGCGCUGCUGAGUGAACCAUUCCAGCAUUCUUCGCAGUGA